AGUGUCCAGCUCAUUGAAUGAAGACACUCACACUGUUACGGAAAAAGGAAUACCCUCCUGAUAGACAUGAAAUUGAAAAUUUUACGGCCUUCUCCGGGGGCGUUGUAAAACAUGCCAUACUACGCGAAGAGGGAAGCAGGGCCGCAUGUCAGCACCAACGAUUCCGCUAACGCAGCAUGGGAGGUGUAGAAAGUUUCUGCGUCGUAUCCUCUGUGCAUAUUUCUCCGAUACAUAUUCUGACGCAAGGAAUAUGAAUGCAUCGAUCAUUGAACGAAGUGCUCCUUGUUCUUAGCUAAGCUGCAGCGGAGAGCCCGAGCUCUCGCUCAUACUCCUCACUCCUGAGAGUACUAGAUGUAGACACCUCCGAAGCGCACUAUGAGUAAGUGAGAAGCAAGUUUUGCACAGGAUACGCUUGCGGGGGUCGGGAGGAAAAAUUGCAUACCUUGGAAAGAAAGGAGAUAGCGCACGCCAUCGCGGCUGCAGAGGAGAUGAAAAAUUCGCGACGAGAUUUUGCCUUUGCCAAGCACAAUACGACCAAAAGCCGAAAUCUACCCCUCCUGGAAGAGGAUGAUGAAGCUGAUGAAGACGACGAAAAUCAUCUUGGCAGAAGUGUGAGCAUGUCCAGUAAACGAAAGAGUAGACGGAUUCUUUCGCCCGCCGAAGCCGACGAAGACAGUGACGGACUCGGCCUCACCUCGCCGAAAGGGAACGUUUCCUUUCUGCAGUGGUAUGUAGCCGGGCAAGAACUUUCGACUGGUCGUGAUCGUUAUUCCGUGAGGGGACGCGCAGGUACCGGAGAUAACCAUAACGCCGACAAUGCUGCAGUUAUUGCAUCCCGCCACCACAAGGCCAGGCUGCUCAGUGGGCCGUCGCUUUAUGACCAGUACACUGGCGACGUAGAUCCGCUUGCUUCUCCCUUAGCGACGGACGGAGCGCGACGCGAAAUCAGCCCUAUAAUUUUGCCGGAGGCUAAAAAUAGAAGUAGCACGAGCAGGGAUCAUAAGGCGGCUGUAGGAGGAGUGGGAGCGCUCGGUUUCGACAACCUACCUAUUUCCGAGAAACGAUCAGACAGUGACGGGAAGUGGAAGCUUUUUGAUGUUGCUAGUCAUAGCCAAUCCUCAACAAAGUCCUCCGCGCACAUUGUCACUGCGCCGGCACCCCCGGGGGCUAGUCCUAGAAGUGCGACCCCUAGCAUAGGCAUAAUGACUUUGAAAAACUCAAACUAUGAUAGACAUGACACGCCGGUCUACCCAUACACCAAUUCGAGCUUGGACCGUGAUCUCCCUCGAAAAGAAAACCAAAGUUUACUAGUUUCGCGCCCCCUGUUGCUGGCGAGUUUUGAGACCAGCGCCAAUAAGAUCGCCGACAUUUCGACGACCGCUCACUUUCGAUCAAACACAAACCACGCGGAUUUCUCCCCGCAACAUGACUCUUCACCUAUACGGAAUAGAAAGAACUACAUUUCGUACUAGCAAGGAGGUCCCGAGUGCGGAUGCAACUGCUUCUUCAGCUUUUUCUUUUGAGCCAUAGAGAACGUACAUGCUUGCUUGUGCACCAUGGAGAACGUAAUGUUGACCAAGUGAUAGUUUAGAUCAGAUGACGAAGAGCCAGGAUUUACGUCUUUGCAACAUCAUCACACACACGGGUUCUAUCUCUUGGUGUUGUUCUACUUCUACACGCUCUGUGUAUUGCUACACGCGUUUUCCGCCGCCAAGCAAGCUG
Messenger RNA from Amoebophrya sp. A120, 1722 nucleotides. The record is from the annotation of a GenBank genome assembly. NCBI's taxonomy places the organism in Eukaryota, Dinophyceae, Syndiniales, Amoebophryaceae.